AUGACAGAAAAAAUCUUAGAGAAGUUAAAUGUCCUUGAUAAGCAAGCAAAGAUAAUCUUGGCUGGAAGAGCAAAGAAAAACAGGCUUCAGAGUGAAGGGAAAAAAAGGACUUUGGUUACACCGCUGACAUUUGAUUUUCAGUUGGAAUUUGAAGAGGCUAUUGCUACAUCCACGUCUAAGGCAGAAUCCAAGGUCACAGAAGACAAAUCAUGUGGCAUUAAAAAAUCAAAAAGGUGUGUCUCUUUCAAAUGUGAACCCAAACCUAGCAAGAGUGAUUUUGAAAAGUCAACUAUAAGAUCACACUUUGUUCCAACAAAUAUAAAACGUAAUGAAAGUAACAACACUCUCAAUUUGAAAAAAAAAAAUAGAAAAUCAUUGGAUUCUGUUGAUCACUUAGAAGAUUAUGUAAAUAAAAGAACAUCUCCUCCGCAAAUUAAUGAUUUUAGUACAAAAGAAAAUAAAUCAAUGAGGAAUUAUCAAUUAAGAGAGUAUCAUUCAGUAAAAAAGAAAAGCUUGCUCCCCUUGUGCUUUGAGGAUGAGUUGAAAAAUCCAAAUGCCAAGAUAAUCGACAUUAGUCCAGCAAAGAUGGUGACUUCUCACAUGGAACAAAAUGACACAAAUCCCAUAAUUUUCCAUGACACAGGAUAUAUACAAAUAUUACUUUUAUCAAAAAAUAGGCUUUAUUCUUAUCCUUUGGAAAAUGAAAACAUUUACUCAUGUAAAAGAAAAAAUUCUGUUUUAGAAAAAAAUUGUGAAAUUCUCGAAUCUUUAAUUAGUGAUCGAUCUAUUAUUACUCCUUCCAAACCCAAAAAAGCUAUGUCUACAGCAUGGAGAAAAGAUAUGCGAGCCAUGUGUUUCAAAGUGGGCCACAGAAUUGUACAGGAGAAACUAAAGAAGAAAACUCAUAAGCAGACAUCAGAAAACACACCUUGGAAUACACUCUAUGACUUCUCACAGACUUUUUCCAGCCUAACAAAAAAAUGUGUGGGUUAUCUUGAUAAAACUGUUCUUCAAGAAAUGAAUGCUAAAACUGGCAAAUUUCAAAGAAUGUUUUCUACAGUAAAACCAAUGAACACACACAAAUUCAGUGUUUCACCGGUCAAAUAUGAUUCAAAGACUUUUAAAAGUAUACAUAAAUUAAAUAACGUAACACCAUUGGAUGAUUUGUUAAAAAAUGCCUCAUAA
Cynocephalus volans (Philippine flying lemur) is the source of this 1185-nucleotide messenger RNA. RefSeq names its product chromosome 8 C1orf141 homolog (gene C8H1orf141). NCBI's taxonomy places the organism in Eukaryota, Metazoa, Chordata, Mammalia, Dermoptera, Cynocephalidae. The coding region runs from base 1 to 1185 and encodes 394 amino acids. The record is from RefSeq and is a predicted model, not a curated record. The transcript has 7 exons.